Messenger RNA from Dermatophagoides farinae (American house dust mite), 2840 nucleotides. It is a transcript of the gene tinc, whose product is annotated as transmembrane protein tincar. Lineage: Eukaryota; Metazoa; Arthropoda; Arachnida; Sarcoptiformes; Pyroglyphidae. The record is from RefSeq and is a predicted model, not a curated record.
UUACAGCAUCCAAAAAUGAGGCCAGAAAAAAAGAUCCAUAACCAGACCGAGACCCUGUUUUACUGCCCGAUUUCAUUGACCCUCCAUCAUCAUCAUUAUCAUUAUGAUUACCAUACAAAGGUGGCCAACGUCCCAUUGUAUGUGUUGGUGUCUGCGCUUGUUUUUCUGCUGUUGUUGUUAUAUGUAUGAAUGUCUAAGUGUCAAAGUUCAAAAACGACAGCUGCAUGGUUUGGUCAAAUUGUUAUUGGUGCAUUUUUUUGACCAUAUGUCGUUUUUUUUUUGCUUCACCACUGUUGUAUCUACUUUGUUUUUCGGAAAAAUGGACAAGAUCAGCAGCAACAGCAAAAAAAAAUCUGCUAUUUAGACCGAUAAACUGGAUGAUUUUGGUUUCAUUUCUACUUUGAUCAUUGAUUGAUUCACAAGUGCCUUUUCGACCAAAAACAAAAACAAAACCAAAACAAAAACAAUGACCAUCAUUGGAACAAAAUCACCACCAAAAUCAUCGAUUAUCAAACAAUUUUGGCAAAAUUAUUCAUUCAAUAAUCUGGCUUCACUUUGGUAUUCAGUGUUGAUAACCUGUUUACAGAUUUACAUAAUUGUACGUGCUAUCAAUCGUUUUAGUGGAUACAUUUCAUUACCAUGGCCAAACAACGAUGAUGGUGGACAAGCACCACGAGAUUCAAUAAAUUUUUAUCUAUUUUUCAUUGCAUCAAGUAUAUUGAUUAUACCAUUUUUGAUUGUAUCAUUGAUGAAAAUUGGCAACUAUCCAAAUGAUGGCCGUAAAUUGGGCCAUUUUGAUAUACGAAAAUGUCUCCAUUAUCUUGCAACCAAUGAUGAUGAUGAUGAUGAAACGAAUCACAAAUGGUAUCGUACACUGUGGAAACAUUCAUUACCGAUUGGUCCGAUAUUACAUCUCAUAAUGGCCAUGUGUUUACUAUUUCCACGGUUGAUAACCGAAGCACAAUUGAUUCGCCAUGGUUUUCUAUCCAAAACCAAUAUAUGGAAAACUGAUUUUGAUUUCAUUCUCAAACAUUUUGAUGAUGGAAAAAUUUAUUUCAAUUUUUUCGGUCUGAUUCAAACAAUCAACAAAACUGAACAGAAUUCAUUACUGUUAUUCAGUGAUACGGCCACAACAUUAAUUGGUCGUUAUUACAUGAAGAAUUCGCAUAUUUUUUCCAACGAUUAUGGUACAAUAAUGUCACCAGAAAUGAUCAAUAUUAUCAUUGCAUUAUUGAUGAUAACGGCAAAAUAUUCAUCAGUAUUUUGGCGUAUAAAUAAACAAUUUUCGGCCAUAUUAACAUUUCAAUUGUUAUUGAAUUCAAUGCAAAGUUUAAUUGCCAUCAAUACGUUUGAAAUUGGUUUCAAAAUAUUCAUCUGUGAUCCAACACAUAUGUUGAUUAGAUUUCGUGAAUCAUCAUCACUGUCAUUGAUGCAAUUAACAUUAUUGACCAUUCUAUAUUUGGCCACAUUACAAUUGUCAAGUGUAUCGUUAUAUUGUUAUGGUCUACUGAAAUAUCGUGAAUAUCGUUAUGCAAGGACAAAAUAUUUUCAACAAAAAUAUGAAAAUUAUUUGAUGGUCAAUUUGUUACCAUAUUUAUUUGCAUUAAUAUUUUUCAUCAUGAUGGCCAUCACUGUUGGUCCAUUAUUCUAUGAAUAUACGAUAAUUUAUUCUGGCAGUCUAAACAUUGGUGCCUUAUUGAUGCUCAUUGCAACCAUUAUCUAUUUUUUAUGUUGGAUUCUAAUGUGGAUAUUGUUGGCAACAAAAACUAGAUGGAAUUUUUAUUAUGAUGAUUUAGAGAAUGUUGAUGGUGAUGAUCAAAUGGCCAACAACAAUAGUAGUAACAAUUCAUCAUUGUUAAUAACAAAUGAUGGAAAAUUAUUCAAAAUCAAAGAUAAUCUUGCCACAAUGGCCAUUGUGAAUUUUAUAAAGGCUAAUGGUUUUGAAAAGAAUGGCCAUUAUAUUAAUAUAAAUGGUUGUGAAUCAUUGCAACAACAACAUCAACGAAUGACCACGACUACAAAAGAUUCGAAAUUGAAAUCUGCAUUGAAAAUUAAUCACCAUCAUCAUCAUCAUCAUGGUACUUUGAGUAAAAAUUUUCGUUUUUCAACUAAUCAACGAAACGUGACAGAUUCUAGCCAAACAUCGUACGAAACAUUAGAGAAACGAAUCAAUUUUGAUGAUCGUGAAGAUUCUGAUUCUUCUGAUAGUGGUGAAUAUACUACGUUUCAUCGAUUGAAACGAACUUAUUCAUUCAAUCCAAAUACAACCCGUGUGAAACAGAUGAGAAAUCAUCAUAACGAAACUACAGCAACAACAAAUGUUGCCUAUGGUAUAAUGGGCAAUAAUCCAUCAAAUGGCAAUAACCGAAAAAUUGAUUCAAUGAAAAAAAAUAGCCAUGACCAAAUUAGUGAUAUAUCAAGUGGAUUUCAUUCUGAUGGCAGUAAUAGUCUACAUUGUUCAUUAUUGGUCGACGACGACGACGACGACAACAACAAUGACGCAGUGUAUAAACCGACAACAACGAUAAAAAAUUCAUUUGAAAAUUUAAUGGAAAAAAUUGAAAAAGCCGCAGCAGAACGGCCAACAAUUCGUAGUAUAUCACCAAUGCAGAAAACAUCAAAUUUAUUAUUGAAUCAAAUGUUUCAUCAUCAUCAUCAUCAUCAUCAUGAUGGAAAUGUCAAAACAAAAAACAUACUCAGUACAUUUAAACAUCCACCAUCGACAGUACCAACAACAGCAACGAUUGAAUCAUCAAAAUUGAUUGAAUUUACAGAGAAUCCUGAUUAUAGUAAAUAUUAUUUACCACAACUAUAAAUAAUGAUGAUGAUGAAAAAAAAAA